UCACUGCAGAGCCCAGCCCAGCUUGUCCCACCUUGGCUACCGUGUGCUUUGCUCUGGUAGCCAGCACGCUACCCUUGAGUUUGCUCCUGGCUUUCCUGAACCCCGGUAACUCUCUCUGGUUUCCCCCCAGCUGCCACCAUGCCCCUGUCCCACAGCAGGGCUGGGCAGACACCCUGCAGCAGCAAAGUGUGCAGGAACCUCUUUGGCCCCGUGGACCACGACCAGCUCCAGAAUGACUUUGAGGACAAGCUGAGGCAGCAACUGGAAGAAGCUCAGCAGCGCUGGAACUUCGACUUUGAGACAGAGACUCCCUUGGAAGGACCCUUCAAGUGGGAGAGGAUCUUCCUGGCUGAGCAGCCACCCCAGGGGCCCCACAGCCUGGUCAGGGCUGUCAUCAGCAGUGACAGCAGGAGCUCCUUGGUCUGCAAGGUCCCCUCCAGGGACUGUGUUGGCAGGAUUCGCCCCGAGGAGUCUCAGCAGAGCUCGGAGGUUUACAAGGCUGGUUCCCCACAGGGCUUGAAACGUGGGCAGACCACCAUCAAAGACUUCUACAGUGCCAAGAGGAGGAUCGUCCCUGCCAAGCCCAAGCCGUGACACGUUGGUGGCUCCUCUGCCAUGGGGGACAGCUGCUGAUGCUGCCGAGCACGGGGGGUCUGUGGCUUCCCCCCACCCUGUGCUGUGUAAGCUGUUCUGCAUGAAGCAAUGUAGAGUCUGUAGUUCCCUAUUUAUGAGUAGCUCUGGGGUCCUGAGGGACCUUCACUGUGUGCAAUGUAGAGGAGGAGCCUCUGGCGAGGGCUGGAGCCCCACACUGGGGGUGGAGGAGGACUGAGAUGGGCCUGGUGGGACUGAGGCACUGCCCUGCCUGUGCAGAAGUGCCCUCUGCCCUGUGGUGGUGGGGCCAAGCAUCCCUGCACCGUCCUGCUGUCCCCUGCCUGAGGGCUGGCCAUGGGGGACACUUGUGUCCCAACCACCUGAUGGCACCAGAUAUCUUUAAGAUGAAGCCACUGAUGUGGGUUGAGGAGCCCUGAGACAGCCUGGCCCUGAGGACACCCCGGCUGCUGGCACCUGAGAGUGCCCUCUGUCCAGCAGGAUGGACCCAGCAGUGCCAAGCACUUGUCCAUGAGUGACCUGGAGGCUGCUCCUUCCUACAGCUGCUUGGGAGAGGAAGCUGCUCCCUGGGCAGCCCUUCCUUGGGGUGACCCACCAGUGGCAGGAGGUGACAAACCCACUGGAGGCCCCCAUUUGGAACAGCAGUUGGGGGCCCAACACUGCCUGGGAGGCUUUGGGAUCCCCUGUGCUGUACUGGCCCAAAAUCCCACUUUCUUACCUUGUUGUUGGCUUGAGUGGUACUGUUUGCCCUCACAUUCCUGCCUCCUCCAACGCUGACACCAGGCUGGGGAGCCCCUGCUCUGGCUCUGUUGGGCUCCUCUGGGGAUGAUGCUGAAAUAGGAAUUGUAGCUUGUUUUCCUGGACUUUUUCUCCUUUGGGGCUGAGGGGAGAGGACCCUCACCUGGCUCUGCAGAGCAAGGACUUUGGUCACCUCUGGGAUGGCCUGGAGCAAAGGCUGCUCAGUCCCAGCACUGAAGGAUGAGUCCCUGCUCCUGAGGGACUCUACACUGUCGGGUCUCAGCACUUUCAUGGGGUUCAUCUCCUCCUCUGCUGGAUUUGGACUCUGGAAACUGGUGCAAGAUGGUCCCAGGAAGGAAAGGGAUGGGGUUGACCUCUCACCUUGCACCACGAUGCACUUUGCUGUUGGUGAAGCUGCCAAGCUCCCAGCACUAAAUGUUUAUUUAUAUUAAAAAUAAUACUAUUAAGUGUACGUGGGGAAAUGGGAGAUACAUGUUUGUCUACAAAUGUUAACUUUCAAUAAACACUUGCCUUGUGUAAGGGAA
Messenger RNA from Manacus vitellinus (golden-collared manakin), 1892 nucleotides. It is a transcript of the gene CDKN1A, whose product is annotated as cyclin dependent kinase inhibitor 1A. Bases 139 to 594 code for a protein of 151 amino acids. The record is from RefSeq and is a predicted model, not a curated record. Gene Ontology annotation, biological process: signal transduction by p53 class mediator; regulation of mitotic cell cycle. Gene Ontology annotation, cellular component: nucleus. Gene Ontology annotation, molecular function: cyclin-dependent protein serine/threonine kinase inhibitor activity. The transcript has 2 exons. Lineage: Eukaryota; Metazoa; Chordata; Aves; Passeriformes; Pipridae.